GCGCCCCCUCGCUGCCCUCCCGGUGCGGGCCCUCGAGGCCCCUUCGCCAAGAUGUCGGUCAACCCCAUGGCCUACGAGGCGCAGUUUUUCGGCUUCACCCCCCAGACGUGCAUGCUUCGUGUCUACAUCGCCUUCCAGGACUACCUCUUCGAGAUGAUGCUGGUGGUUGAGAGCGUCAUCCUGAAGAAAUUGGAUGGGUUUCCCAACGCUAAAAUCAGCCCGUUCCAAAUCCGGGAGAGCACGGAGAAAUUUCUUCUCUUCAUGAAGGAGCGCUUUGAUCAGCUCUUCAGUAAAAUGGAAGAAGUGCUUUUGCAGCUGGUGUUGAACAUCCCGAAGAACGUGCUCCUUCCUGAGGACAAGGUGCACGAGCAGUACCCGUACACUAAAGAACAGUUCCAGGCGCUGCAGGAUGAGAUCAGUGAACUGCAGCAGCAGUACAGGGCCGAGGCGUCUGCGGGGCAGGCGCUUCUAGCGGAACUGGAAGAACAGAAGACUGUUCAGGCUGAACUUGAAAAAAUUUUGCAGUGGUUUGAUGGGCUUGAGAACAUCUGUAGAGCACACGGGACCAGCAACUUCCAAGAAAGCUUUGCAUUCCUGACCCAGAACUCUAAGAAGCUCCAAGGGGUAUUAAAAGAUGUUGAAAAGAAAAGCAAAAAACUGCAGAAGAGUGGUCAGUUAGCUUAAUGGAAAUUAUGAAAAGCAUCAAAAAAGCCAUUAAUCAGCUCACUUAAAAUGAUAAAGAGGCCUGCCUUUCCAGAAGUAUCUUCUCUAGCCCCUGCACUUCUAAUCCUGCCAGGAGUAGGCUGAAAGCUGGUCGAGCUCUUGCACUGAAUUUUGUUGAAGUGUAUCAGUUUGCCUCAACUUAAUUAGGAAGCAGGGAGAGGAAAAAGCCUUCAUUUUCUAGGAAAAGUAUAAUGAAAGUGGUGAUCAGGAAUACAAUUUGUGUUGGAUAACCUGACUGAAGGUAGUUUCCUGACCUCAGGAAAGUUACCUUUGAACACAGCAUAUAGCAUUUGUGUAUCUUAAGGUUAACAAAGCACACUGAAGAAUGUCUAAGUGAGUUCCCAGACUGAUACCAGUUCAGGUAAUGAAGUGUGUGCUUUUGUCAGUGAUGACAUCAAGAUUUUGUACUGAUCUUCUGAAGCAGCUGCGUUACAAAGGCUGUUUUUCUUUAAGGCCAAGGUGCCUGUUCGCUGUGUUUUGAAAGUCAACAAGUAGGAAGCCCAUAGAGAAGAAUAAGGUAGUGACGCUUGUAAAUGCUCUGAGGAGGAACAGACUUGUUUGCAUCAAUAUUAACUUUUGUCACUUUGAGCAGUUUCUGAGAUUUAAGGGUUUAUUACCACUUAAUAUGUUUUGUAAAGAGGUAGACUGUUUUCUUCGAGUGAGGAUAGUGUGCUGCUCAAAAGAUUUAAAAUCAGAAAGCACCUGGAGGAAAUGAACAAUUCGAUCACUUCAACUUGAUCACUUUCCUUACUUUAUCUUACAAGGCUUUAUUUUUGUUGUCCAGUGUCCUUUUUCUACUAAAUAGCAAAGCUAAUUUUGUGCAUGUUUAAUCAGAUUUUCCUGUAUGAAUGUUGUGAAGACUGACUGAUGAGUUCUUUGAAGUCACUUAAUUGAGCUUAUUCUAUCUGUGCUUUGUCAAGUUCUACACAGUAGGUGUAAAUCUUUUCAAAGGCCUCAGGAGGCUUUGAAUCACCUGUACAGAUUGCGCUUCUUUGUCAUAAAGUGUUAACACCCGUUUGUACUUUAGUAAGCACAGAUGUUUGAAAUACAUUAAACUUAUGUGUAAUUUAGGAGUUAUUGCAAUAAAACAAUGUACUAAAAGCAUAAAA
Messenger RNA from Struthio camelus australis, 1832 nucleotides. RefSeq names its product MIS12 kinetochore complex component (gene MIS12). Gene Ontology annotation, biological process: kinetochore assembly; mitotic cell cycle; mitotic sister chromatid segregation. The record is from RefSeq and is a predicted model, not a curated record. Lineage: Eukaryota; Metazoa; Chordata; Aves; Struthioniformes; Struthionidae. Gene Ontology annotation, cellular component: nucleus; chromosome, centromeric region; MIS12/MIND type complex.